This is a messenger RNA of Formica exsecta, 1411 nucleotides long. RefSeq names its product mediator of RNA polymerase II transcription subunit 6 (gene MED6). Gene Ontology annotation, biological process: regulation of transcription by RNA polymerase II. The transcript is spliced from 7 exons. Bases 596 to 1288 code for a protein of 230 amino acids. The record is from RefSeq and is a predicted model, not a curated record. Lineage: Eukaryota; Metazoa; Arthropoda; Insecta; Hymenoptera; Formicidae. Gene Ontology annotation, molecular function: transcription coactivator activity. Gene Ontology annotation, cellular component: mediator complex; core mediator complex.
UAUCCUUAGCCCAGAUCUAUAAUAGGUGUAGUACGCAUCAAGCCAGGGGCGAUACGUGGCAUCCCAUCCUUCCCACAUGCCUCAAAACAGGUUUUCAUACAUAUAUACCUAUAUAGUACCAUGAUUUACUUUCUCCUAUCUUAUUCCUACUUUAACCAGUUGUUGGCCGGAAUUUACUGAUCGAUUCCUCAGAACAGAAGUGGCCAUACAAAAGAAAGAAGAAGAAGAAGAAGCAUCAAGCCAUAAGAAAUUGAUUAAUCACAGUUAAAUGAUUGUGUGAUGAUAUUCAAGAUAAUUCCAUUUUGCGAAGAGGUAUUCCUGUCGCUCAUUCUGUUUAUGGAAUUGCUAACUCACUAAGCGCUGCAACUUAUAUAUUAUUUAUUGCUUUGGAAAGAGUUGUUAAUUUGCAUCCUGCAAAAACAGAAAUCGGAAAAAGGAAGAAAUAAAGAAAAGGAAGGUUACGUCGUGAUAUACUGUGUUUGAUAGCGGACAGAAAUCCAUAAAAGAAGAAGCAAAAGAUAUACUUGAUACAUGGCAUAAACAGACGAGGUGUAUUCUUGAUUGUUGUUGUAACACAAGUUCGUUGGUUGGUGAUAUGAUGAUGCCUGGAAAAACUCCAGUACAAGAGAAUCCUUUAGGCCUGUCUUGGCACGACAGUGCUUGGAUUCCUGUCCUUAACCCAAGCAACAUCAUGGAUUACUUUUCUGAAAGAAGUAACCCGUUUUACGACAGAACUUGCAAUAAUGAGAUAGUAAAGAUGCAACGUUUGAGUCCUGAUCAAUUGACCAAUAUGACUGGUUUGGAAUAUAUUCUUCUGCAUGUGCAAGAGCCAAUUCUGUAUGUGAUUAGGAAACAACACAGACAUUCGCCGACUGUAGCUUCACCAGUCGCUGAUUAUUACAUUAUAGCUGGUGUUGUGUAUCAGGCUCCAGAUUUAGGAUCUGUUGUGAGUUCUAGAUUGUUAUCCACAGUUCAUCAUCUACAAUCCGCUUUUGAAGAAGCUAGCUCCUGCUCGCGAUAUCAUCCUAGUAAAGGCUACUUUUGGGAUUUCAAGAAUGGCAAAGCUUUAGCCGCAAAGAAAGAAACGCCGGUACGCGAGGAACCCAGCUCGUUGUUUCAACGGCAGAGAGUGGAUAUGUUACUUACGGAGCUCACUCGUAAAUUUCCCUUACCAGUGCCAAAACCAGUACACCAAGCAACGGAAGUUUCUACAGAGAUUAAGCAGGAAGUGAAGACUGAGAAAAAAGAUAUGAAACCACCACCAGAAAAGAAACCUAGAGUUUCUUAAUUAAUAAUAAAUAAAGAUAGAUUUAAGAUCUUGUAUAAAAUUUUGCUGAUUUGUAAGAUACUAAUGAAUAUUUUAUUGGAUAUAUAUUCUUUAAGGCAACAAUAUAUUUAUCUUCAGAAUAUA